AUGAAGAAUAAACGCUUUGCCAUUAUCCUCUGCCAUGUUGAGGAUAGGCUCCAACUUUUGGGGAGCAAGCCUAAUCAUUUCGUUGUGGCCAAUGUCGACUGGAGGGAGGAAACGGUGGAAAACUUGCAGGGAAAAGGCAAAGGUGGACGAAAGGAAAGAUCGGGGAAAAAGUCGGGGAAGUUUACACACUGGGGAAUGGACCGAAAUAUGGCAGACAGUCUGCGGGAGGAUUGUGAGAAAGAAUUGGAGUUUGAACUGGAAGACUCCGAAAACGAGCUUGGCGACUAUACCGGCAACACCUGUCUGCUUCAAUGUUUGACGGCCGUUCGAUCCUACUUCGGGGUAGAGGCGCCCCAAGGCGAUCAAGGCGAUCAGCACUUAGUGCGAUCGUUUUACCUUAAACUUCUGUUGGAACACUGGGUCUCCCAGAACAACGAAGAGGCCACAUCUGGAACCUUACAGGGUCCACAGAACAACUCUUGCGGCCCGACUACAUCGACUGCCAACACGCAAAUAGCUAUAGCCGAAGGCCCUUUGGCCGCGGGUCUACCAGAAUCUGCCAUUCAGCACGGAAAUGAAGCCACGGUCGAAGACGUUCCAAGCGACGGCUCUGUUCACCAGUCUCCCCAGUCGGCCGCCCAUUUCACUUCGGCCCAAUUCGCCCCACUGGCCGGGCCAUCCCGAAAAUGCCUCCCCAACGGCCGAACCACAGCGGCCGGGGGGACUUCGACCGCGUCUGGCUGCAGCCCGCUUCCUUCAGGUUCUCUGCCAAAACCGCCCCUGCAG
Molecule: messenger RNA, 786 nt
Organism: Gaeumannomyces tritici R3-111a-1
Lineage: Eukaryota; Fungi; Ascomycota; Sordariomycetes; Magnaporthales; Magnaporthaceae
Exons: 2
Source: RefSeq, a predicted model, not a curated record